GUACAUUGUAGGUCAGCUUUUUCCUCUACGUUUUUCUUGCUUUCUUACCUUGCAAACAAGACGAGAAUAGACCCUUCAUUUAAACCUAGAGUGGAUGUAAAUGCGUUUUUCGAAAUGGCAUCCAAACAAGGAUUUGAGUACUCUGGUUUUCCUACUCUGCUUGGCAUAGUGGCUCAAGUAACAGGAGAACAUAUUACUGUAGUGAAUGCCGCACAAGCUGCACAUAUACCUGACAUACCAAUGGGAAACGGAUGGCGAAAGUAUUGGCUGGCAAAACCUUUGUAUAAGAAUAUAUUCAUUGCUGGCCAGGUUUGGUCUUCCAAUAUAGAAAAUCUAAAAGAUGCUGGCUACUCUGCCAUUUUUAAUGUUCGCAAUGGGGUAAC
Molecule: messenger RNA, 383 nt
Organism: Owenia fusiformis
Lineage: Eukaryota; Metazoa; Annelida; Polychaeta; Sabellida; Oweniidae
Source: the annotation of a GenBank genome assembly